UCUAUCAUCGAAAAAAAAAAAAACAAAUGAGCAUCCAAAGCAGCAAACCAAAAUGCCAAGAAUGUCAUCUCUCGUUUCUCUUCGUUUAGACACUAGCUAAGACACCCAGCCUAAACCCUAUCCUGCUAAUUCCUCUCAUCAUCAUCAUCAUCAGCUAAACCGUAAAACAUGCCUUCUUCCGCUCACCACCUCGUUCUCUCUCUCCUAAAUUCUCUACCAUCACCGUCCGCCUCUUCUUUCUUCACCCACAAUCAACCUAGACAUUUACAUGCAGGUUUUUGGUUUUUCGGGGAUGAAGACAAAAGGGUUCUUCCCUUAAUAUGCAGUGCGGUUUCUAAACCUCGCACUCGAGAUUAUGCACCCUUGUUGCAUAAGAUUGUGAAAGAUGAUACACAACAAAAUGAAGAAACUCCUCCUACCAAUAAGGAUGACAACUCUGCAUCGACCCAGAUCAUCAAGGAACUUGUGGACUCCGUCAAGUCCAUGCUGUCUUCUAUGGAGGAUGGGGAGAUCAGCAUAUCAGCGUACGAUACAGCAUGGGUUGCCUUGGUCGAAGACGUCAAUGGAACUUGUUCGCCUCAUUUCCCUUCCAGCCUCGAAUGGAUUGCCAACAACCAGCUUGAAGAUGGCUCUUGGGGCUACAAGGACGUCUUCUCUGCCCACGAUCGAAUCAUCAGCACCCUAGCCUGUGUUGUUGCGUUGAAAUCGUGGAGUCUCCACCCGGACAAAUGCGACAAAGGAAUGAGGUUUUUCAGGGAAAACCUAGACAAAAUUGAAGACGAGAAUAGUGAGCACAUGCCUAUAGGGUUUGAAGUUACAUUCCCUUCUGUCCUGGAAAUAGCUCGGAGCUUAAACCUUGAAGUUCCUGAUGAGUCUCCUGUGUUGCAUGAGAUCUAUGCCUGCAGAAACCUGAAACUCUCAAAGAUACCGAGGGACAUACUGCACAAUGUGGCCACAUCACUGCUUUAUAGCCUUGAAGGAAUGGCAGGUCUCGACUGGGAAAAGCUUCUGAAACUCCAGUCCAGAGACGGGUCGUUUCUCUUUUCUCCGGCGUCUACUGCCUACGCAUUGCAGCAGACAAAGGAUCGAAACUGCAUGUCGUAUCUGUCAAGAAUAGUCCACAAGUUCAAUGGAGGAGUCCCUGUUGUGUAUCCAGUCGACUUGUUCGAACGCAUGUGGGCUGUCGAUCGCUUGCAGAGGUUAGGACUGUCCAGAUACUUCGAGCCGGAGAUUAAGGAGUGUGUUAGAUACGUAUCGAGGUAUUGGACGGAGAAAGGAAUUUCGUGGGUGAGAAACUCAGAGGUUCCAGACAUCGAUGACACAUCAAUGGGGUUCAGACUGCUCCGGUUGCAUGGGCAUAAGGUGUCGGCUGAGGUUUAUGAGUAUUUUAAGAAAGGAAGUGAGUUCUUCUGCUAUCCUGGACAGUCGAGCCAAGCUGUGACCGGAAUAUACAACUUAUAUAGGGCAAGUCAGUUGGCAUUACCGGAAGAGAAGAUCCUUGGGGAUGCUAAAGAGUUUGCUACUAAAUUCCUUAGAGAGAAACAAGCUUCUAAUGAGCUUUUGGACAAAUGGAUGAUAAUUAAGGACUUACCUGGAGAGGUGGGUUACGCGCUGGAUUUUCCAUGGUAUGCAAGCUUACCUCGACUGGAGACUAUAUUUUACAUUGAACAAUAUGGUGGUGAAGAUGAUGUUUGGAUUGGCAAGACUCUCUACAGCAUGCCCUACAUUAGCAAUAAUGUGUAUCUGGAGCUGGCAAAGCUAGACUACAACAAUUGCCAAGCAUUACAUCUCAAGGAAUGGGACAGCAUUCAAAAGUGGUACAAAGAAUGGAAACUCGAAGACUAUGGAUUGAGUGAAAAGAGUCUCCUCACGGCUUAUUUUGUUGCGGCAGCGAGCAUUUUUGAACCCGAAAGAGCUAAUGAGCGACUUGCAUGGGCUAAAACGGUAUGCCUAGUUGAUAUAAUUGUGUCUUAUUUUAAGGGAGAAACUUACGAUGAAGAUAAGAAGGCUUUCAUUUAUGAAUUCAAAACCUUUUCCAAUAUGCGAGACUAUGAGAAUGCAAGGAGGUCCUCCACAAACAAGACUGCAGGGCAAGGAAUUGUUGGGGCUUUGCUGGCAACCCUAAGCCAACUCUCAUCGGUCACAAUGGCGCUACAUCACCAAGACAUUACCGAAUCUCUAAGUCAAGCUUGGGAAAAGUGGCUACUGAAGUGGCAAGAGAAAGGGGAGAGGUACCGAGAUGAAGCUGAGCUACUAGUGGAAACAAUAAAUCAAACCGCUGGCCUUUCACUUCGGCAAAAGUUGUUGUCCGAUGCUCCAGAAUAUGAGCAGCUUUUCGGCCUAACUAACAAAGUUUGCAAUCAACUUCGCUAUUGCGAAAACCAAAAGAACAAGGUAAAUGGCAACUGCAGAACCAAAAUCAACAUGACAACCCCAGAAAUGGGAUCAUACAUGCAGCAAUUGGUGGAAUUGGUGCUAGAAAAAUCUUCCGAUGACAUAGAAUCCUUGAUUAAGCAAAGCUUUUUUACCGUAGCAAGGAGCUUUUACUAUUCUACCUGCUGCGACCCUGAAGUCAUUAGCCACCACAUUAACAAAGUACUCUUUCAGCGAGCAAUUUGAUGUAUGUGCAGAAUGUAAUAUUAGCUUCGUUGGGUCACCAUCUCUCCCUCUCCCUCUCUU
Messenger RNA from Rosa rugosa (rugosa rose), 2679 nucleotides. Its product is annotated as ent-copalyl diphosphate synthase 1-like. Lineage: Eukaryota; Viridiplantae; Streptophyta; Magnoliopsida; Rosales; Rosaceae. The transcript has 15 exons. The record is from RefSeq and is a predicted model, not a curated record. Gene Ontology annotation, molecular function: magnesium ion binding; terpene synthase activity. Gene Ontology annotation, biological process: gibberellin biosynthetic process. Bases 169 to 2619 code for a protein of 816 amino acids. Gene Ontology annotation, cellular component: chloroplast.